UCCAGCUCCGCCCUGGCCACCCCGCGGCCCCGCCCCUAUGCGCGCUGGUUGGUCCUCGCAGGCAUGAUGAAACUUCCCGCACGCAUUACAGGAGCCAGGUCGGUAUAAGCGCCCGGAGUCUCGCCGGCCAGCACGCUGUCCGCUGCCCGGCCCCCGCUCACCGUAUCUGCUUGACUUGCUUACGCCCAGCCUGUGGACAUUUUCGCAGUCCAGGCCCCUGCGGCGGACUGGUCGGAGCGUGCUGGUGGCCAGGGCGCAGUCAGGUGUCGCGUGGUCCUGAUCUAGGAAGAAGAGACUCUGGCUUUAUUACUGCCUCGGUGUCUGUGCUUUCCCCUUCAACUGCCCUCGUCCUCACCUGGACCCCUCACCUUCCUCCUCCCCUCUCACCCCGCCACCCCUGCCAGUCCCCACCCCUCUCUGUAGACUGCAAGACUUAACAAGUGACUUGCUGAGCAAACCCUGCCGAGAAGAGAUUUUCUUCAAUCACAUCUGAAUAAAUCACUUAGAGAGAGCUUAUAGCUUCAUUGUACCAUGUGUGGCAUUUGGGCCCUGUUUGGCAGUGACGACUGCCUUUCUGUUCAGUGUCUGAGUGCUAUGAAGAUUGCACACAGAGGGCCAGAUGCAUUCCGUUUUGAGAAUGUCAAUGGAUACACCAACUGCUGCUUUGGAUUUCACCGAUUGGCAGUAGUUGAUCCACUGUUUGGAAUGCAGCCAAUUCGAGUGAAGAAAUAUCCGUAUUUGUGGCUCUGUUACAAUGGUGAAAUCUACAACUAUAAGAAGAUGCAACGCCAUUUUGAAUUUGAAUACCAGACCAACGUGGAUGGUGAGAUAAUCCUUCAUCUUUAUGACAAAGGAGGAAUUGAGCAAACAAUUUGUAUGUUGGAUGGUGUGUUUGCAUUUGUUUUACUGGAUACUGCCAAUAAGAAAGUGUUCCUGGGCAGAGAUACAUAUGGAGUCAGACCUUUGUUUAAAGCAAUGACAGAAGAUGGAUUUUUGGCUGUAUGUUCAGAAGCUAAAGGUCUUGUUACAUUGAAACACUCCACGACUCCCUUUUUAAAAGUGGAGCCUUUUCUUCCUGGGCACUAUGAAGUUUUGGAUUUAAAGCCAAAUGGCAAAGUUGCAUCUGUGGAAAUGGUUAAAUAUCAUCACUGUCGGGAUGAACCCCUGCAUGCCCUCUAUGACAAUGUGGACAAACUCUUUCCAGGUUUUGAGAUAGAAACUGUGAAGAACAACCUCAGGAUCCUUUUUAAUAAUGCUGUAAAGAAACGUUUGAUGACAGACAGAAGGAUUGGCUGCCUUUUAUCAGGGGGCUUGGACUCCAGCUUGGUUGCUGCCACCCUGUUGAAGCAGCUGAAAGAGGCCCAAGUACAGUAUACUCUCCAGACAUUUGCAAUUGGCAUGGAAGACAGCCCCGAUUUACUGGCUGCUAGAAAGGUGGCAAAUCAUAUCGGAAGUGAACAUUAUGAAGUCCUUUUUAACUCUGAGGAAGGCAUUCAGGCUCUGGAUGAAGUCAUAUUUUCCUUGGAAACUUACGACAUUACAACAGUUCGUGCUUCAGUAGGUAUGUAUUUAAUUUCCAAGUAUAUUCGGAAGAACACAGAUAACGUGGUGAUCUUCUCUGGAGAAGGAUCAGAUGAACUUACGCAGGGUUACAUAUAUUUUCACAAGGCUCCUUCUCCUGAAGAAGCCGAGGAGGAGAGUGAGAGGCUUCUGAGGGAACUCUAUUUGUUUGAUGUCCUCCGCGCAGAUCGAACUACUGCUGCCCACGGCCUUGAACUGAGAGUCCCAUUUCUAGAUCAUCGAUUUUCUUCCUAUUACUUGUCUCUGCCACCAGAAAUGAGAACUCCAAAGAAUGGGAUAGAAAAACAUCUCCUGAGAGAGACGUUUGAGGAGUCCAGUCUGAUACCCAAAGAGAUUCUCUGGCGACCAAAAGAAGCCUUCAGUGAUGGAAUAACUUCAGUUAAGAAUUCCUGGUUUAAGAUUUUACAGGAAUACGUUGAACAUCAGGUUGAUGAUGCAAUGAUGGCAAAUGCAGCCCAGAAAUUUCCCUUCAAUACUCCUAAAACCAAAGAAGGUUAUUACUACCGUCAAAUCUUUGAACGCCAUUACCCAGGCCGGGCUGACUGGCUGAGCCAUUACUGGAUGCCCAAGUGGAUCAAUGCCACUGACCCUUCUGCCCGCACACUGACCCACUACAAGUCAGCUGCCAAAGCUUAGGUGGUCUUUAUGCUGUAAUGUGAAAGCGAAUAUUUCUUGUUGUUGUAUGGGGACUAUGGGUAGAUAGGGGAACAAUGAGAGUCAACUCAGGUUAACUUGGGUGUGAAAAAAAUAAAAGUCCUAAAUCUAAAA
Messenger RNA from Mandrillus leucophaeus (drill), 2349 nucleotides. RefSeq names its product asparagine synthetase (glutamine-hydrolyzing) (gene ASNS). The transcript is spliced from 14 exons. The coding region runs from base 532 to 2217 and encodes 561 amino acids. Lineage: Eukaryota; Metazoa; Chordata; Mammalia; Primates; Cercopithecidae. Gene Ontology annotation, cellular component: cytosol. Gene Ontology annotation, molecular function: asparagine synthase (glutamine-hydrolyzing) activity. The record is from RefSeq and is a predicted model, not a curated record.